This is a messenger RNA of Aptenodytes forsteri (emperor penguin), 921 nucleotides long. RefSeq names its product kallikrein-8. The coding region runs from base 1 to 921 and encodes 306 amino acids. Gene Ontology annotation, molecular function: serine-type endopeptidase activity. The record is from RefSeq and is a predicted model, not a curated record. The transcript has 7 exons. Gene Ontology annotation, biological process: proteolysis. Lineage: Eukaryota; Metazoa; Chordata; Aves; Sphenisciformes; Spheniscidae.
AUGGCGACGGAGGUCUUCUUUGAGGUGACAUGUUGGGUUGACCCCAAAGUUGAGGGAUUUGAGCCCAAAAUGGAGGGGGCCUCGAGGAAUGUCCUGUGGGUGAUUGAGGGGACCUCCUGCGACCUGCCCUGGCAGGCUGCCCUCUUCAAAGGCGAGAAGUUCAUCUGCGGGGGGACGCUGGUGGACAAGAACUGGGUGCUGACGGCCGCCCACUGCCACGUCCCGGGCCCCUCGAGGAAUGUCCUGUGGGUGAUUGAGGGGACCUCCUGCGACCUGCCCUGGCAGGCUGCCCUCUUCAAAGGCGAGAAGUUCAUCUGCGGGGGGACGCUGGUGGACAAGAACUGGGUGCUGACGGCCGCCCACUGCCACGUCCCGGGCUUCAUCAGCGUGCGGCUGGGGGGCCAGAGCCAGAAGGACUCAGGUGGCACCGAGCAGUGGCGGCUCUCGGCCAAGGUCUUCAAGUACCCGCGCUACAAUGAGACCAACAAGGACGGCGACCUGAUGCUCAUCAAGUUCCUCCUGCCUGUCCACGUCAACAAGCAGGUGAAGCCGCUGCCACUGGCCUCCCACUGCCCCGUGCCCGGCAAGACCUGCCAGAUCUCAGGCUGGGGGUCCACCACCAGCCCUGAAGUCACCUUCCCUGAGGACCUCCACUGCGCCAAGGUCACCAUCGUCUCGGAAGAGCAGUGCCGGCUCAUCUACCCCAGCUCCAUCACCACCAACAUGGUGUGCGCGGGCGAGUCGCGCAGUCGGGCUGACUCCUGCCAGGGUGACUCCGGGGGACCCCUCAUGUGUGACGGGCGGCUCCAGGGUAUCGUCUCUUGGGGCCCGGGCAUCUGCGGGGACCCCAAGAAACCCGGCGUCUACGUCAACCUCUGCAAAUACACCCAGUGGCUCCAGGACACCAUGAGAAGGAACUGA